AUGGUUAGUGAUGCAGAAACCCAGAUAGCUGAAAUAGACGGAAAUGAUAAAAACAUCAGUCAGAACAGGAACCUGGAUAUCUGUGUGGCUGACUGGGAUGCCAGAGCAGUGGUGAUUGUUAAUAAGGCAGGAAAACUCCGAUUUAAAUACACGGGUCAGCCUUCUACUACACAGAAACAAUUCUCUCCUCACGGUAUCGCAACAAACAGCCUAAGUCAGAUCCUGACAACAGAUGGUCACGAUGACUGUAUCCACAUCCUAGAUCGGGAUGGACAGUUCCUCCGUUACAUUGAUAACUGUGGUCUAUUCCGUCCAUGCAGUUUAAGUGUAGACACCAGUGACAACCUCUUCGUAGCUGAGGGUCAUAGUGGUAAAGUUAAGAAAAUUAAAUAUAUGUAA
Messenger RNA from Saccostrea echinata, 399 nucleotides. Its product is annotated as tripartite motif-containing protein 2-like. The record is from RefSeq and is a predicted model, not a curated record. The coding region runs from base 1 to 399 and encodes 132 amino acids. Lineage: Eukaryota; Metazoa; Mollusca; Bivalvia; Ostreida; Ostreidae. The transcript has 2 exons.